AUGGUAAAAGCAUGGCUUCUCAACUCUUUUUCAAAAGAAAUUUUUGCUAGUGUUCUCAUUUGUGAUGUUGCUCGAGAUAUCUUGAUAGAUUUGAAGGAGCGUUUUUCUCAAGUUAAUGGUCCUAGGAUGUUUCAUCUUGAACAAGAAAUCCAUAAUCUUGUUCAAGAUAACACGUCUGUGGCCACCUAUUUUACAAGGCUGAAAUUGCUAUGGGAUGAGCUGUCGUCUCUUCAGUCUAAUCUAUUUAAGGGAGAUGUUGCUCCAUACCAACAGUAUCAAUGCACCAUUAAGUUCCUUAUGGAACUUAAUGACUCCUAUGGUGCGAUUCGUGGCCAGAUUCUCUUGAUGGAUCCUUUGCCCACGAUUAACCGCAUCUAUAAUUUAGCUUUUCAAGAAGAUUGUCAACAGGACAUCUAA
Messenger RNA from Malania oleifera, 417 nucleotides. RefSeq lists its product as uncharacterized. The transcript has a single exon. Lineage: Eukaryota; Viridiplantae; Streptophyta; Magnoliopsida; Santalales; Ximeniaceae. The coding region runs from base 1 to 417 and encodes 138 amino acids. The record is from RefSeq and is a predicted model, not a curated record.